Vitis vinifera (wine grape) is the source of this 754-nucleotide messenger RNA. RefSeq names its product sigma factor binding protein 2, chloroplastic. Bases 199 to 630 code for a protein of 143 amino acids. The record is from RefSeq and is a predicted model, not a curated record. NCBI's taxonomy places the organism in Eukaryota, Viridiplantae, Streptophyta, Magnoliopsida, Vitales, Vitaceae. The transcript has a single exon.
AACGACCAGCCUUUUUCAUCAUUCGCUCUCUUAUCUUUCUUUUCCCCGGAAACCUCCUUGAUUUUCUUUUGGCUCCAAGCCAUCUCCUUAACAUCUCUGCAAGAAGCAAAACCCUUUUUUAAUGUACCAGUGAGAACCCUGUUGUGACCUCAUCUUUCUUUUUUCUUUUCUUUUUUAUCCUUAAUCUCAGAGCUAGGCAUGGAUAAAGCACUGAGUGUUGAUCAAAGGAAAGCAAGCGGAAAGGCGAAAGCGAAGAAGACAACAACCAAACCAUUCAAAGUAGUGUACAUCGGCAACCCCAGAAUGGUGAAGGUCAAGGAGUCAGAAUUCAGGGCUUUGGUGCAAGAACUCACUGGCCAAGAUGCCGACAUAUCAGACCCCACUGUGUUUGAAGAGAUCCACGAUGUCGGUGGCAAUCAAAAGGUUCCUGAUGUUGCUAACAAUGAGAAUGAACUUGAACUGGACGUCCCUCCAGUGGACCGUGGUGAUGAGCCACCUCAGAUGUCUGAUAUUCCGAUGGAGCAGUUGGAUGAUGUCUUCACGCCUCAGCUACUGGAGAAUUUCACCGGCCUAUUGCAGUCCACUUUGUGGUAUGAAUCUCCUCAUGUUAAUGUGCUGAGGAGCCUUUAAGACUCUGUAAAUUGAGUAAGCUUUCUUAUGCCUACCCCUACAAGUAUGAUGCUUAUAACUGUUGUCUGUAUUCAUGUUUGGUCCUUGUUCUAAUUUAAGGAAAAAAAAAUGGUGGUUUCUUUUC